AUGUCACACUUUGUCUCGCGGACCUCGCAGGAUUUCGACUCGCUGCAGCACCAGCUGCUCCGCCGCCAGCCUCUCGACGAGGACGGCAUCCAGGAGGAUGCGGCGGGCGAGGCCAGCGCGCCCGAGGGCCCGGAUCAGCCGCAGUCGACGCUGGCCGGCCGCAGGAGGAGAGAGGUGAGCGACCUCGGCCUGGACCACCCCCACGGCAUCAGCGGCAGUGGCGUCGAUGGCUACCCGCACACUGCGCCCGCGCCCGCCAGCACCAGCGCCGCCUACUCGCGCCGCAACAGCCCCGACCUGCCCCAGGCGGCGCCAUCGAGGCCGAGGAGCGUCGCAGGCAACAGCAUACACGAUGUGCCGUCACGCUCCGGCCAGCUCGAGGCCGCCGACUACUUUUCUGGCCCUGGCAACGCGCAGCGGUCGGGCGACGCCGUCAACGAUUAUCCCUCGGGCGCUUACCGCGUCGAUCUCGAGAGCGGCCAGGUGCAGGGUGCUACUCCGUUCGACAUGGGCGCCCAUGGAGGAUCGACGAUGUCCUCGGCCGCCGCCGCCGCCGCAGCAUCAGCAGCAGCGACAGCAUCGACCUCGACCCCGGGCAUGGGCUACGGCCGCGACCGCCACGCAACCGGGGACGCGGCGGGAUCGCGAGAUGCGACGCUGCGGCCGCGCAAGAAUGCAAAGGGCGUGUCGUUCUCGGACAAGUCGCUGGGGCCGGGCGAGGAUGGCCACGCUGGCAAGCAGCAGCGGCCGCAUCGCUCCAACAGCGGCUUUGUCGAACCGCCGCCCGCGUCGCACCAGAUCUACCGCUCCAAGAGCUCCGGCAUGAUCAGCCCGGCCGAGAUGGCGCCGCGGAAGCUGGGCACCUGGGACGGCGUCUUCAUGCCCGUCAGCCUCAACAUCCUCGGCAUCAUCCUCUUUCUCCGCUUCGGCUUCGUCCUCGGCCAGGCGGGCCUGCUCGGCUCCCUCUUCCUCCUCCUCGUCAGCUACACCAUCGACACCCUCACCGCCAUGAGCCUCAACGCCAUCUCGACCAACGGACAGGUGCGUGGCGGCGGCGCCUACUACCUCAUCUCGCGCUCCCUGGGACCCGAAUUCGGCGGCUCGAUCGGCCUCAUCUUCUUUGCGGGCCAGGCGCUCAACGCCGCCAUGAACGUGCUCGGCUUCGUCGAGAGCCUCACCGACGCCUUUGGAGAGAGCCGCGGGCCGAGCGGCUUCCUGCCCGAGGGUCCCUGGUUCUCGUUCUUCUACGGCAGCGUGGUGCUGCUGCUCAGCACCGUCGUCUGCCUCGUCGGCUCCAAGCUGUUUGCGCGGGCCACGCUGGCGCUCGCCGUCAUCCUCGGCGUCUCGAUUGUCAGCAUCCCCAUCUCGUCGCUGACGGUGCAGCCGUUUAUCGACGAUGAGCGCGGCGCCUACUAUACCGGCUGGUCGCUCCAGACGCUGCGCCAGAAUCUGCUCCCCCGCUUUACCUCGGGCGCCGCCGGCUCGUCGACCGGCCCGGACCCGGAGAGCUGGCAGUCGGUGUUUGGCGUCCUCUUCCCCGCCGUCACGGGCAUCCUGGCCGGCGCCUCGAUGUCUGGCGACCUGCGCAAGCCGAGCAAGAGCAUCCCCAAGGGCACCAACUAUUCGCUCCUCUUCACCUUCCUCGUCUACGCCAUGAGCUUCGUCGUGUUCGCCGCCACCAUCGAGCGCGAGUCGUUCUACGUCGACGUCGGCAUCGUGUCGGACGUGGCGCUGAGCCCGCAGGUCAUCACGUUUGGCGCGCUCGCCUCGACGGCCUUUUCCGCCCUCAUGGGCGUCAUGGCGUGCGGCAAGGUGCUGCAGGCCAUCGCGCGCGACAACCUGCUGCCCGUGCUCGACGUCUUCGCCCAGGGCACCGAGAUCAGCGACACGCCCACCUUUGCCGUGCUCGCCACCUACCUCCUCUGCCAGUUGAUUCUGUUUGUCGACUCGGUCAACACCAUCGCCCAGCUGGUGACGAUGACGACGCUCCUGACGUUUGGCACGCUCAGCUUCGCCACCUGCGCGCUCAAGGCCGGCGGCGCCCCCUCGUUCCGGCCCUCGUUCAAGUACUGGAACAUCUGGACCGCCGGCGGCGGAGCCCUCAGCUGCUUUGGCGCCAUGUUCUUCACCGACCCGCUCGCCGCCAUCGCGUGCAUCGUCGUGGCCAUCUUCCUCUUUGUCGCCAUUCACUUCUUCUCGCCGCCCAAGCCGUGGGGCGACGUGACGCGCAACCUGACCUACCACUUUGUCCGCAAGUACCUGCUCCGCCUCGACGAGCGCAAGGGCCACGUCAAGUACUGGCGGCCGCAGAUCCUGCUGCUCGCCAACAACCCGCGCACCGAGUGGAACCUUAUCAUCUUUUGCAACUCGCUCAAGAAGGGCGCCCUCUACGUGCUGGGCCACGUGCUCAAGGGCGAGUUCACCGAGUGCCUGGCCGAGCUGCGCAAGCAGCAGGUGGCGUGGCUCAAGCUCGUCGACCUGACUGGCAUCAAGUCGUUUGUCGACGUCAUCAUCGCCGCCGACGAGCGCGAGGGCGCGCGCAACCUCAUCCUCUCGUGCGGCCUCGGCGGCAUGCGCCCCAACAUCGUCGUCAUGGGCUACCCGAGCGACAUGCAGCACCCGGCCAAGGUGGCACGCGGGCCCGUCCCUUCGGCUGCCGCCGCCGCGGCAGCGUCUUCAUCUUCGUCGUCGUCAUCGCCCACGGCCCACCAGCGCGACGGCAGCGAGAUUACGAUCCGCGGCAUCAGCUGGCCGCACCGGCCGCACCGCGCCAUCGACAUCGGCAGCCUGCCCACCGACGGAGUGCGUCGCGAGACGCCGAUCCGCCCCACGACCUACGUCGGCAUCAUGGAGGAUGCGCUGGCGCUCAACAAGGCGCUGGCGAUCGCGUAUGGCUUCGACACGAUGCAGCUGCCCGGGCCGUCGGCGACGACCAGGUACGACAAGCCGACCUCUGACCAGUACAUCGACCUCUGGCCCAUUCAGAUCGCAAGCGGAGACGAGGCCGACGACGACAGCCACGCCUGGGACACGUACACCAUGGUGCUGCACCUCGGCACCAUCCUCAGCCUGACGGGCACGUGGAAGUCGCACAAGCUGCGCGUGUCGGUGUUUGUCGAGCAUCCCGCCGAGAUCGAGGACGAACGCCGCCGGAUCCGCUCGCUGCUCGACAACCUCCGCAUCCCUGCCUCGCUGCGCGUCUUUUGCCUCUCGGACCCAAGCGUCACCACCUACCAGGCUAUCGUGCUUGGCCAGAAGCCCAUCUUCGACGACAUCGAGGCCGCCCUCCGCGGCGACCCGUGGUGGGAGGCGCUCAAGCAGCUGCGGAGGGAGUCGGAGAAGCGGGCCAAGGCGGCGGCAAAGAGGGCGUCGCAGCCUUCGGCGCAGGCGAUCCCCUCGCCCGGCCCCGAGUCGCGCAAGCAAUCGAAGAAGGAGCAGCGCAUCCUCGGCGUCAGCCUGCCCGCCGAGCACCUUGCCUUCCACAAGCAGAACAUCCGCCUAGGCCUCGCUCACCCGCGCGCCCGCCGCCUCGAUGCCGAGAGCGACACCGACGAGACCGACUUCAGCGACGACUCCGACUUUGAGGACGAGCUGGCGCUCCUCUCCGAGGACGACGACUGGCUCGACGAGGCUCGCUCGAGGUCCGGGGCCGGCGUCGGACUGCGCCGGUCGUCGACGGUGACGGCUGGCAUGUCGGGCCGAUCCAGCAGACCAUCGCGUCGGCCGCGCGCCUACUCGCUCGGAGGCUCGGCGGGCCUGCCCGACGACCCCAUCAGCCAGCCGCUGCUGUCGACGAGCACCGGCACCGAGGCCACCGUGGGCCGCUCCGUGGGCAGCUACGGCUCCCUCAGCUCGUCGCAGCGCACAGCCACACCGGCCAACGUCAAGGGCGCCGUGCUGCCAUCGGCAUCAGGCCACGUCGAUUCGGAGCAUGCGUCCUCCGCCGCCUUCAACCCAGCCUACGCAUCAGUCGGCUCGACGAUCGUCUCGACCGAUUCGAGCGACACGCCGAGAGCCUCGCUGCCGCGCGAUGAGCUGCACCCGAGCCCGUUUGCAGCCUCGGUUGGCCACGCGGGUCGAGAGGGCAACGGCCACGGAUCGGAGGACCAGGACAGGACGCUCAAGGCAUCGGACCGGGCCAGGAUGCAGGAGCAACUCCAGCAGGGUGACCAAGCGGCCCGUUCCGGCCCCGCCUCGCGCCGCUCGAGCAUCAGCAGUGAUGCUGACGGCUCCGGCCUGUCGCUGCGCGGCAGUCCCUCCAGCAGCAGCGACGCGGAGCCGGCCACUUCGACGAGGCGAGCGCGGGGUCCGUCGGCGUCCGCAUCGGGCAAGCGGGUGAGGAAGGCGUCUGGCAGCGUGAGGCGGGCCUCGUCGUCGUCGGCGCAUGGCCGCGCACGCUCCGAGGAACUGCCGACGAGUUCUGGCCCAGCGAAUAGCUCGGCGCCCCGCCGUGCCUCGCGCUCUCGCCGCCCCGGCUCCGGAUCGCGUCCGGUCUCGAGCGCUUCGAUUGCCUCGAGCAUCCCGGCGGCGGCGGAGGGCAUCCGGAUCUCGUUCAACGAGCUGCCCAACAAGGCGCAGUACCUCAUACUCAACGAACUGAUCCGCUCCAACUCGUCGGCCGCGACCUCGGUGGUGCUGACGGCGCUGCCCGCCCCGGAGCCGGGGACGUCGCGGGACGAGAUGAGGAGCCUGCGCUACCUGGAACACCUAGAGAGCCUCUUUACCGGCGGCCCGCCGGUACUAGGCGUCCACGCCAAGACGCUCACCAUGACCAUGAGUCUAUAG
Molecule: messenger RNA, 4785 nt
Organism: Pseudozyma flocculosa PF-1
Lineage: Eukaryota; Fungi; Basidiomycota; Ustilaginomycetes; Ustilaginales; Ustilaginaceae
Exons: 2
Coding region: 1-4785 (1594 amino acids)
Biological process (GO): potassium ion import across plasma membrane; potassium ion homeostasis; chloride transmembrane transport
Cellular component (GO): membrane
Molecular function (GO): potassium:chloride symporter activity
Source: RefSeq, a predicted model, not a curated record